This is a messenger RNA of Misgurnus anguillicaudatus (oriental weatherfish), 2243 nucleotides long. RefSeq lists its product as uncharacterized. The record is from RefSeq and is a predicted model, not a curated record. Lineage: Eukaryota; Metazoa; Chordata; Actinopteri; Cypriniformes; Cobitidae.
CACAACAGAACACCGGCAGUGACGUAACUGUCGAGAUGUAUACGCCCCCAACAUUUGCAUAUACACGCCCAUCUUCGAGGCAAGCUGGACGUUCACAGCGUAAUCAUCUGGGUAUUACAAAGUAACAAGCGAGGACGAAAAUGACAGAACAUGGAAACAAAUGUUAUGUUCCAGGUUGUGCGGGGCAUGUGAGCACUUUCCAUACCCUUCCCACAGAAAAGAAGUGUCAACAGGCAUGGUUGAUGUUUAUAUACAACCGGAUACCGGAGCAGUUUAAUCACAAAUUGUUAAUUUGUUCUGACCAUUUUACCGCGGACAGUUUUUCGAACCUGGGACAAUAUCACGCAGGAUUCGCCCAGCGUUUGGUACUAAAAAAGGGAGCAAUUCCAACAAUAUGGCAAUUACAAACCCUACAAUCCAGUACAUCACAGCCCCUGUGCACAAAAGAUGUAGGCUGUCAAACAGAUGAUCCUGUGGUUUUAUCUAAGGGAACACAGCUGUCUUUGACAACAUUGAGGCCCCACCUUCGAAGCAAAGGCGUACAGGUGACAGUGCCAUCUCAAAGUGUGGCGGUAGGCACCACAACUCCAACAAUGCCAUGGCCCACAAUGCUGCCUUUUACAUCGACACCAGUGAAGGAUUCAAGGCCAGCCAAAAGACCCCGUGUUGAAUUGGAGGAGGAUCAGGAAAUGGGGGAUGUUUCCUUUGCUGUCACUGAUCCACAAGAUUCCACAUAUGAUCCUGCACAGUCUGUUACAACUGAGACACAAUCUUCACAGGUUUCUGCCACAUCAAUGCCAUUCCAUAAGGAUACAAAGUAUAUUGUAUUUGAAAAAUGCCUUCUUAGCCUGUUCGAGAAUUGUCCUAUUUGUACCAGGGCUUGUAAUGUCCACCCACGCAGAAGAGGGACCUUCAUAGCCAUUGACCAGCUGUGCCCUCACUGUGACUUUUUUAGGCAGUGGAGGAGUCAGCCUGUCAUUGGCAGCACACCUGUGGGGAACCUUCAGUUGUCUGCUGCCAUCUAUUUUAGUGGAGCAUCCUUUUUGAAGAUGCAAAAGGUGUUUAGGGCGAUGUACCUGAAAACGCAUACAUAUGAUGCUUUUAGAAGACAUGCCAACACAUACCUUCAACCUGCUAUCAUCCACAAGUGGAAUGAAGAGCAAAAUUUGAAGCUACAAUACUUGACGCAGCACGACAGUGUCAUUCUUGGUGGUGACAUGCGAGCAGACUCGCCAGGACAUUCUGCGAAGUAUGGGAGCUACACCAUGAUGGACUUGCAGACCAACAACAUUGUAGACAUACAGCUGGUACAGAGUAAUGAGGUAGGGGGAAGCUACCACAUGGAAAAGGAGGGCCUUAGACGAAGUUUGAAUUGCCUAUCAGAAAGCGGUGUAACGUUGGACUGCAUUGUCACUGACCGUCACCCCCAAAUACAAAAGUUCCUGAAGGAUCGUAAAAUCAAACACUAUUAUGACGUCUGGCAUAUGGCUAAAGGGUUGUCAAAGAAGGUGGAGAAAAUUUCUAGAGAGAAAGACUGCAGUUUGGUGAAGAAGUGGCAUAAGAGUAUCAUCAACCACCUGUACUGGUCUGCCACUAGCUCUGCUUCAGGACCAGAGAAGUUAGCCAAAUGGACCUCUAUCAUCAACCACAUUCAAGACAUUCACACACAUUCUGACCCAGCCUUCCCUAGGUGUAAACAUGCACAAAGAUUGUCUAAGGACCAUAGAAAGUGGUUUCAACCAGGUUCAAGAGCACUAAAUAGGCUACAGAAUGUGCUGAUUAACAAAAGAGUCCUUUCAGAUGUGGAAAAGCUGAGCCCACAUUACCAGACAUCAACUGUAGAGUCAUUUCACAAAGUCAUCUUACACUUUGCACCCAAAAAUGUUGUGUUCCCCUUCAUCGGAAUGCUAUGCAGGUUAUAUCUUGCAGCAAUGCACUUUAAUGAGAAUGCUGUACGGCCACAACUGAGAACAUCUAAAGGGAAACCUGUGUACAAGCUUCUCUUUCCAAAGGCCAAAAAGGGAGGACAUACUGUCAAACCCGUAAAGACAGAGCCAACAUUUUGCUAUGUCACCAGCUUGAUGGACAGUGUUUUUGAAGAGGCUGUCUGUGAUCCCCUUCCAUUUCUGGAUGCCGUACAGCAGAUUCCUGUGCCUCCGUACCUGUCUGCUCAGCAUGACAGACCUUCCAUGGAGGAAGCUGUUGCGGAGCAUGUGUCACGUUUCAGUCAAGGGGGGGUCUGA